Messenger RNA from Paramecium pentaurelia, 374 nucleotides. NCBI's taxonomy places the organism in Eukaryota, Ciliophora, Oligohymenophorea, Peniculida, Parameciidae. The record is from the annotation of a GenBank genome assembly.
UUAUGAUGAAUCCUAAUACUAAUCAAGAAAAUCAAUAAAUUCAAUAUUCAUUUGAUUACUAAUACAAAGGAGAUCAAAUUCUACCAUAUUCCUAACAAUAAUAACCAAUAUUAAUUACAUAAAUGAUGCAAAGGAAUAAUGCAAAUGGAUGUGAUUUUCCAGCUGAUAUUAUUUGUCCAUAUUGCACAAAAAUGAUUUAAACACAUGUUCAAUAUAAAAUGGGAAUACAUUCAUGGAUAGUAGUAUUUAUAUUAUUAGUUGUUUUUUUCCCUUUAUUCUUUUUACCAUUUUGCUUUUUAGAAUGCUAAGACAAAGAACAUAAAUGCCCACAUUGCAAUAAGAAAGUUGGUUAUAAAUAAUAUAAAAUAGUGUGA